This is a messenger RNA of Saccoglossus kowalevskii, 753 nucleotides long. RefSeq lists its product as uncharacterized. Lineage: Eukaryota; Metazoa; Hemichordata; Enteropneusta; Harrimaniidae. The record is from RefSeq and is a predicted model, not a curated record.
AUGGAGACAGCACUCAUCGAGACAGAUCACAAAGACUUGUCCAACUGGACUAAUUUACACCGGACACUCCAAGGAAUAAAACUACAAUACAGCGCACCGGUUCGUAAUCGUCUCCCUGUCACCAUUAGCAUUCUACGAACAUUAAAAAAUGCUCUCCGCUAUUCGCAGUCACUCAUACCAGUUGAUCAACUCAUGAUGUGGUCUGCGUUUACAAUUGCAUUCUUUGGUUUUCUCCGUGUGAGUGAAUUCACUGCUCAAUCACCGACCAACUUCAAUGAACCUACAACAAUGGUUCGUUCCGAUAUCCACUUUGACCAAUCACUCAACAGUCUCAACAUCACCAUAAAAUCGUCGAAGACUGACCCAUUUCGACGUGGGCAAAAUAUCAUCGUCGCAGCCUCAGGAUCAUCUGUCUGCGCCGUGCGAGCUUACCUACGUUACACUUCCGUUGCUUUGCACCCAACACAAUCUCCAGCCUUUCAAUUCAUGGAUGGGUCAUUUUUAACAAGACAAAGGAUUACAUUUGAACUGCAACGUCUCCUCGCACGAGCAGGUUUCUACAAUACCAGUCAAUACACCAGUCACAGCUUUUGGAGUGGGGCUGCUACCACUGCUGCUGCUGCAGGGAUCCCAGACUGGCUAAUUAAAUGCCUAGGACGAUGGCAAAGUGAUGCAUAUCAAGUCUACAUCAAGACUCCUAUAGCAACACUACAAGAAGUACCAAGCAUUAUAGCAAAACAUUCCGGCAAGUAA